AUGGAGGACUCUAUCAAGGACGUCGACUUUGGCCUGGACCUGGGUGGCUUCGUGCUGUCCAUGAUCAUCCAAUCUCUAGUCUUCCUCCUGUUGUGGAGGGAGCUGCGCGCCGUGUCGCUGUUGCCCCCCCUCGAUCAAGACCAGAUUUCCACACCCAAGCUCCUCCAAGGCGUGCUUGCCUACUCGGGCUUCGUCAUGAUCUGUCUCGGCACUUGCAUGAUUGUCUUCUUCGUGGCCUGGGAAAGCAUUCCGCACCCUCUCUAUACGCACCUGUCCUUGGCCGUCUUGGAGCUCGUGUCGGUCCUCUCCGUCCAGCUGGCUAUAGGAAAGGUCUGGAUCAUGUUCUGCAUCCUCACCGCCCGCAAGGUCCUGCAGAUCCCCAUCUACUCCAUCAUCGUCGCGUGCGGGCUCCUCUACGCCAGCCACAUCGCCGUCGGCGUCAUGCUCCUGACCGAGCCCUUCGCCGAGAUCUGGUUCGGCCGCAGGCGGCUCUACGAGGCCAUGCUGUGGUCCUCGAGCGCCUUCAUCUACCUCGCCGCCGCCGCCGCCACCGCCUGGCUCUGCUACUGGAAGCUCAGGUCCCGGCCCACGCACGACCAGAAGCGGAGGCUCGGCUCCCUGACCCUCGUCCAGCUGACCCUGUUACUGGCAACCGUCGUGGCUACGGCGCUGCAGGCGCAAUAUUUCGUGCAGUACGCGCUCUGCGUCGUCUCGCUGGGCCUGAACUCUGGGCUGCGACUGUUGUGGGCACACAGAGACAAGAACAAGCUAUCAACAUCGCGCGCCAUUGAAUUCCCACGGCGGGAGGUGGAGGUGGAGGACGGGAAGGAGUCAGCCAUUCAUUUCGUACUUGUUACCUGGUUGCAUUCCAUCGAGGAGACGUUGAAGGAGGCUCAGACCAAGACAAAGAAGCCAAACAAGACGAAGCAGAAAAAGGUGGCCCUCCCGACAAAGACGAAGACGGCCAAGAUGAAGAAGACAGAGAAGAGCAAGAAGCAAACACCUACCCUGUUUCGAACGACCUCGAACUCCUGA
Messenger RNA from Lasiosphaeria miniovina, 1035 nucleotides. RefSeq lists its product as uncharacterized. The coding region runs from base 1 to 1035 and encodes 344 amino acids. Lineage: Eukaryota; Fungi; Ascomycota; Sordariomycetes; Sordariales; Lasiosphaeriaceae. The transcript is spliced from 4 exons. The record is from RefSeq and is a predicted model, not a curated record.